AUGGCAAGCGAUCAUAGCGAUGUGGAUGAUUUUUCCAGUGACGGAGAAGAGUCUAAUCCUCUACUGAUUAAAUCUGACAAGAAAUCUCAAAUUCAUGGAGAUGUUUUCGACAAGGAAAGUGAUGAAGAAGAUGAACAGAGUGAACACAGUGAAAAAGAAGAGGAGCAGGAGGAAGAUCAAGAUGAAGAUGAUAAGCAGGAGACUAAUGAAGGUGUCGUGAGCCAACCAGCUCAAGCAUCAAAAUCAGCCUCUGAUGAAGAAGCUGAAAGGAAAGCUAAGAAACUGGAAAGAAUUCAAAAAUUGAGGUCUGCUAAAAAAUCGAAGCACAAGACAGGUGUCGUCUAUUUAUCCACAAUUCCACCAUAUAUGAAGCCCACUAAAAUGAGACAAAUUCUUACAAGAUUUGGAGAAGUCGAUCGUCUUUUCCUAAGAAGAGAGGAUGAAAAAUCACAUAAGCAAAGAGUUAGAAGUGGUGGUAAUAAGAAAGUAAUGUACGUGGAAGGAUGGGCAGAAUUUGUGAGAAAAAGAGAUGCCAAAUUAUGCGCAGCAACUCUUAAUGGAAAUAUUAUUGGAGGCAAAAAAGGAUCAUUUUACCAUGACGAUAUAAUGAAUUUAAAAUAUUUACCAGGGUUUAAAUGGUCAGAUCUAACCGACCAAAUAGCAAGAGAAAAUGAUAUCAGACAAUCUAAACUCGAGAUGGAAAUUUCCCAAGCUAAUAAAUUAAAUGCAGAAUAUACUAAAAAUGUUGAGAAGAGUAAGAUGUUACAAAAUAUGAAGAAUAGUAAGAAAAGGAAAAACGGUGAACAAGACGAGGACGAAUCUAAAGAAGUCGUUGAGCCUCGUAAAAACUUUAAACAGCAUAAGGUGGCCAGCUCAAGAGCUAACGCUCCUGAAGAUAUUAAAAAACAUGAUAAUUCCAAGGACUUGGGAACGGUUCUAAAUAAUUUGUUAUAG
Zygosaccharomyces rouxii is the source of this 954-nucleotide messenger RNA. It is a transcript of the gene ESF2, whose product is annotated as RNA-binding ATPase activator ESF2. Gene Ontology annotation, molecular function: RNA binding. Gene Ontology annotation, cellular component: nucleolus. The transcript has a single exon. Bases 1 to 954 code for a protein of 317 amino acids. Gene Ontology annotation, biological process: endonucleolytic cleavage to generate mature 5'-end of SSU-rRNA from (SSU-rRNA, 5.8S rRNA, LSU-rRNA); endonucleolytic cleavage in 5'-ETS of tricistronic rRNA transcript (SSU-rRNA, 5.8S rRNA, LSU-rRNA); small-subunit processome assembly. The record is from RefSeq and is a predicted model, not a curated record. Lineage: Eukaryota; Fungi; Ascomycota; Saccharomycetes; Saccharomycetales; Saccharomycetaceae.